Phytophthora infestans T30-4 is the source of this 522-nucleotide messenger RNA. RefSeq lists its product as uncharacterized. NCBI's taxonomy places the organism in Eukaryota, Oomycota, Peronosporomycetes, Peronosporales, Peronosporaceae. The record is from RefSeq and is a predicted model, not a curated record. The transcript is spliced from 2 exons. Bases 13 to 495 code for a protein of 160 amino acids.
GGCACCAAGACGAUGCCAGGGGAAUCUCUAUUGACGCAGGGCCUCGAGUCGUUGGGCAGCUCGUCUAAGAUCAUCCGUAACAAGCUCAACGAGUUGUAUGCACGGGACGACGAGCUACAGGCAGCUCACCAACAGGCCAAGCGUGACGACGACUUUGGCGAAGAAGUGGUCACCAAGUACAAGGCGUUCUUGUCUUGCCGCCAGCAACUGAUCGCAGAGCUGGAGAAGCAAAAGAUUCAAGUGCCGUGGCAGCUACGCAUGACCAUCGACGACCUUGAGCUGACGUUAAAGCAACGUCGCGAAAAGCAGGAGGGCAGGGCCAGCUCCGGUACGAAGACAAAAGAGAAGGAAGGCGACGCGAAGCCUCCCAAGCAGAAUCUUGUGUCAGCCGAAACAGUCCAAACUGCGCAGUCUGGACGAGUCACGGUGGCAUUUCUGGGACCCACACUUAUCGCACUUGUCAUUGCCAUGUUGUGGUAUCAUUACAAUACGUAAGGUUACCCACAGACGACGAAUGUAGCG